UUAACUUUGACAGCUUUAGAUUUACUUUUCUCUUUUGGGGCUUUAGAUUUAGCUUUAACAGUUUUGGCAGAUUUGCCUUUAAUUUUCAUUAUGAAUCUACCUUCUUUUUACGCUAAGUGAUCAUAUACAUUUUCACACUAAAACAAAUACAUUUCUUUACAUAUUUUUUCUUUCAUAUACCACUUUGCUUUUUCGUAAACUUUUAUAAACUCACCAUGCCAAAUUGAGGUUCAACAAAAAACUGUCGCUGUUCACCAAGUGAAUUAUUUUGACCUACGAAACUCGUUAAACAAUAAUGCUUUAACAACUCUUUUUAUGAUCAAGAAACUUGGACUUUCGAGAGCGGUGAAACAACGAAUCUGUGUCGCUUUCUUUUGCCCAAGGCCAUUUACACGUCGGAGUGAAUGAUAAUUACAGAUUACCACAAACACACCGCCAUUCGUUCUAGAGCUAAUGACAAUGGCAACAGAAAAGGCGAAUAAUGUCCCCGAAACAAGCAAUACUGAUAAAGACGUUGAGGUACAGGAUAAGGAAACUACUGAAGGUGGCAGCAAACGCCACUCAUUCUAUAGUGCAAUACCUCUGACGCGGCGAAUGCAAGAAGGAGCAUGGGGCAAAUUUCAGGAAAGAGGUCGAAGGUCUCUUGAAAGAUUACAGAACCGAGUUUCGUCUCGUUUUAUGGGACGACCAAUUAACUUAUAUAUUGCGAUUGUUGGCGUGUUCUUUGCUAUCAUAGCUACAAUAGUUUACGUGGAGAUAUACCUACGGCCUAAAUGGCGAACCGCUGAAGAACAACUUCUGUUGGACCUAGCGGAAACCCCUGCCCCCCUUGAACGGUAAGGGCGCCAUCUGCCGAAUGGAAAUUUUGACGUUAUUACGCGAAUCGUUUUUGCUUCGGCGUCAAAAAUUGGUUGUGUGACAUCACAAAGCGGGUGUUUCAGUUCAUUUGUUUUAUAUUGUUUCUAUGUUUUUUAGUUUUCGAAGAUAGCUUGAAUAUAAAAGGAAUUACGCUGUAAUGUUACCAUUAAAGCCCUGGACCAUC
This is a messenger RNA of Ciona intestinalis (vase tunicate), 1042 nucleotides long. NCBI's taxonomy places the organism in Eukaryota, Metazoa, Chordata, Ascidiacea, Phlebobranchia, Cionidae. The record is from RefSeq and is a predicted model, not a curated record.